CAAAACUGAGCUGCAACCAAGCUCAGAAAGCAUCUGGGUGCCCCAGAGGAACCUGCAAGUGCAGAUCAUGGAUGCCACGUCUCAGGAGCCUCCGGCUGACCAGGAUUCCUCAACCCCUGUGGUGGAGGAAGAGUUCCAGUUUCUGCUCUGUGAGGGAUGCCGGAAUGAAUCCAGCGAGCCCAAGCUCCUUUCCUGCCUUCACACCUUAUGCACUGGCUGUCUGCAAGAGAACAAGCCCAUGGGCCAGUGCCCCAUCUGCCGGGCUCCUAUCUUGCAACCUAAUGAGAUCCCAGACCAGGACAACGUACUGUAUGCCAGGCUGCAGUCCCAGAUGAAAACCUAUGAAAAAAUAGUCAGGGGCACAGGCUUAGGGUGUGGCAACUGCAAGGCAGAGGGGGAGUUCUGGUGCUCAGACUGUGAGAUGUUUAUGUGUCUCACGUGCUUUAAUUUCCAUCAGAGGGUCCUGAAGAAGGAGAGCCAUGAGGCCAGGCAUGUGAAGGAUCUUCAGGCUGGAUCUCUCAGGGAGUUUCUUGAGGGUGCCCAGAAACGCUAUAACUUGUUCUGCGAAGUGCACGAGGCUCAGAUUCUAAGCAUCUACUGCAGCAUCUGUUGCAAGCCGAAGUGCUGCACCUGUGCCAUCCUGGAUAGCAAACACAGGGAUCAGUGUUGUGAUAUCAAGGCAGAGAUCCUGCGGAGGCAGAAGGAGCUGUGCAGCUUGACCGGAGAGCUGAAGCAGAAAAAGAGCCACUAUGAAAGUGCCUGCAACAACCUCCAUGGCAAAGACAACCAACUGAACCAGGUGUGGAAGGAAACUCGGGAGCUGAUCCUUAAGAAGGUAGAGGAGAUGGUCAAGCUGAUCCAGGAGAAGGGGGAGGAGCUGUUGAAGAGGGCAGAGAGGCAGCACCAUGAGGGGCACCAGGACCUGAAGGGGAAGAUGCAACACUUGAGAGCCAUGUUCAUGAGGAUGGGGGCAGCUGAGCAGCUCGUGGAAAAGAUGCACCACUAUGCAUGUGACCAGGAGGUAAUGGACUUGCACCCCUUCAUCAAGAAUUCCUUGGAGGAGCUCCAGAAUCAGCCACCCCUGGCAAUGGGGACCAAGGUCCAGGUUGAAGACUUCUCUGAGUGCAAAGCUAAACUCAAGGCCCUCGUUGAACGUGUGAUGGGGGAACAUGCAGGUCCAUCUGCUCCGCAACAAGAUGGGGACACCUUGAUGUUCAGCUGUGAGUGUGUGCAUGCUCCAGAAUCUCCUCCACAGCACAACCGUCUCCCUGCUGAUAGCAAUGAAGAAGGAUUGCUUGCCCCUCAGGACACCUCACACCAUCUCCGUUCUCCAGCUGUGCUCCCUACAUCAGGCACUGGGGAUAUUGGAGGAGAUGCUGAUCCAGGUAGGGCACGUGAAAGUGCUCCAGCCCAAUCAACUGUGAACCCAGAAGUGGCCCCUACGAGAUCCCAAAAGAGUUCCAAGAAGAUCCAUUUCUCACCUUCCAUCACAAAGAGAAGAGGAGGCCAAGACACAGAAAUCUCACCGUCCCCUGCAAAGUUUAUCAGGACUAAAGCAGAUGAUGGCAAAUGGUAUAAAUGGGCCAGAAAGCGCAACCAGAAUAUCCUGGAACAACCAGGGACCAGUUCCUCAACAGGAAAUGGAUCUGGCUGGAUGGCUAACAGUGCUGGUGCAGUGAAGCAAGUUGACUUGACAGAACCCCUGGAAAAUAACAUCCCUCAAGAAGAUGCCUCAGAAAAACAGCCGUGUGAAGAUAUAAAGCUUCUGAUGAAAGACUAUCCUGAUGAUGUUGAUGUUAACCUCAUUGGAGAAAUAAAGCAUUUCCAUGCUUAUAUCAAGCAAAAUGAUUCAGAUAAAGGACAUUUAUGCCACCCGGACCUGUAUCAAGUCAUCAUCCAAGAUAAGAUUCACUUGGCUUUCCCUAAUGUAGAAGCACUAUUGUGGCUCUUUUUGAGUCUAAUGGUAAUAAGUUACUCAGGAGAAAGGUCAUUUUCGCAGCUGAAAAAGAUCAAGAAUGAACUGUGAACAACAACACUGCAAGAAAAGCUGUCUUCACUAAGCAUUAAGUGAUAAACUUCAUAGCUUAUCAUUUGAGGACAUCAUCAUUGACUUUGCUCUCCAAAAAUCUUGAAAGACAAUGUUUUAAAUGUUAUGUGAUGUGCAAACAGAAAUAGUACAGGUUGUAUUGCUGCUUCCGUUUAGUAAGUGCGGAUCUGUGUAAUUGCUCUUGUGUUGCUGUAGCUAAAAAGCUUUCAUAAUGGUAAUUAAGAAAUAAUAAAGUAUUUUAACUUGCCAAUAUUUCAUAAUGCAAAUAGGCUUAUUGCAAGAUAUAUGCUUUAGUUAGAGUAUUAGGGUGUGUGUAGACAAAAGAGGGGCCCUAAAUUGAAGCUGUAGGUUUUAAAAACACAGCCUCAGUUUAAGGCAAAGUAACACCACCACCCUCCCCGCCCCCCCAAUGACAUGUGUAAACCUAUGUCUUACCUGCCUUUCUGGUGGCAGGGCAAGGAGGGCAAGCUGCCGGUGGGUGGAGUGGUCCCUGGGCUGGGGGCGUGCUGGUGCUUCCCUCUGCAACAGCGGUGCCACCCACCCACAGGAACCCAGCUCAGAUGGUCCUGUGGGGCACCGCAGCUGUGGAGGGAAGGACUGGGUCCCCACACAGCUCAUGUAGGCAGCCGGGCUCCGGAGGGGAGGUGUAGGGGGAGGAGAAAUGAUCAGGCUAACUUUUUUUUUUUCUUCAGUGGAGCCUGCCUUCAUGGGCUGCUGCCAUGCUGCUUGCACGGGCCCUGAGCCACACAGAGGCUGGUGCUUCACUCCGUGGCUGUAAGGCAGCAAAUUAAAACUCCUCAGAGGUGUUUUAGUUUGCUGCACCCCAAAGUCAUUUAAGGCACAUUACGCCGCUGAAUGUGCAGAAGCGGCUGGAAUUAAGGUACAAUACUCUGCUGACAUGUGCAAACAACAACACCAUUAAAGCAGUGUGUCACGGCGGGGUCCUCGUGGAGGGCCGUGUGCUCCUCGAGGUCCCUCGCUCCGUGUCAGGCCGGCCCAAGGCACCCUCCAAU
Molecule: messenger RNA, 3060 nt
Organism: Alligator sinensis (Chinese alligator)
Lineage: Eukaryota; Metazoa; Chordata; Crocodylia; Alligatoridae
Product: protein PML-like
Exons: 7
Coding region: 68-2026 (652 amino acids)
Biological process (GO): intrinsic apoptotic signaling pathway in response to DNA damage; PML body organization; positive regulation of DNA-templated transcription
Cellular component (GO): PML body; nucleoplasm; chromatin
Molecular function (GO): zinc ion binding; ubiquitin-protein transferase activity
Source: RefSeq, a predicted model, not a curated record